This is a messenger RNA of Sardina pilchardus (European sardine), 3533 nucleotides long. It is a transcript of the gene gys1, whose product is annotated as glycogen synthase 1 (muscle). Gene Ontology annotation, cellular component: cytoplasm. The transcript is spliced from 16 exons. Gene Ontology annotation, molecular function: alpha-1,4-glucan glucosyltransferase (UDP-glucose donor) activity. Lineage: Eukaryota; Metazoa; Chordata; Actinopteri; Clupeiformes; Clupeidae. Gene Ontology annotation, biological process: glycogen biosynthetic process. Bases 121 to 2235 code for a protein of 704 amino acids. The record is from RefSeq and is a predicted model, not a curated record.
AAAUACUCCAAUGUGAGUGGAAAGGCGUGUGAAGUGUCCACCUGCGCACGCCCCCUCUUUUUCUGACUGUCUUGCUGUGAAUGUUAGGUUGUUGCUCCAGGAAAGGACGCCGCCGCAGGGAUGCCGCUGGCCCGUAGUCUAUCAGUCACCUCGCUUUCGGGGCUUGAUGAGUGGGAUGAGGAGUUUGACCUUGAGGAUGCUGUGCUGUUUGAGAUAGCAUGGGAAGUGGCCAAUAAAGUUGGGGGGAUUUACACUGUGAUCCAGACAAAAGCUCGUCUGACCUGUGAGGAAUGGGGGGAGAACUACUUCCUGGUGGGCCCCUACACGGAGUCCAACGUCAGAACUCAGGUUGAGCUCAUUGAGCCAACUAACCCAGCUCUAAGGAGAACCAUAGACAAAAUGAACUCCAGUGGCUGCAAGGUAUAUUUCGGGCGAUGGCUGAUCGAGGGUAGUCCCUACGUGGUUCUGAUUGAUGUGGCCUUCACAGCGUGGUCAUUGGACCGCUGGAAGAGCGAGCUGUGGGAGACCUUUGGCAUUGGUGUGCCGUGGUUCGACAGAGAGGCCAACGACGCUGUGCUCUUUGGAUUUCUGACAGCCUGGCUUCUUGGCGAGUAUGCAGCCCAGUGUGAGGAACCCCCGCACGUAUUGGCUCAUUUCCACGAGUGGUUAGCCGGCUUGGGGUUGAUGCUGUGUCGACAGAGACAGUUACCCAUAGCAACCAUCUUCACCACUCACGCCACGUUACUGGGACGAUACCUCUGCGCCGGAAAUGUGGACUUCUACAACAAACUUGCUGAGUUUAAUGUGGAUAAGGAGGCUGGGGAUAGGCAGAUCUACCACCGCUACUGUUUGGAGCGGGCAGCUGCGCGGUGUGCCCAUGUUUUCACCACCGUCUCCCAGAUCACGGCCAUCGAAGCCGAGUUCCUGCUGAAAAGGAAGCCGGACAUUAUCACUCCUAAUGGACUGAAUGUGAAGAAGUUCUCAGCCAUGCAUGAGUUUCAGAACCUCCAUGCCCAGAGCAAGAACCGCAUUCAGGAGUUCAUCAGAGGUCACUUCUAUGGGCACCUGGACUUUAACCUGGACAAGUCUGUUUUCUUCUUCAUCGCUGGCCGCUAUGAGUUCUCUAACAAAGGUGCAGACGUCUUUCUAGAGGCUCUGGCCAGACUGAACUACCUGCUGAGGGUAAACCACAGUGACACCACAGUUAUCGCCUUUUUCAUCAUGCCCGCAAGGACCAACAACUUUAACGUUGAGACACUCAAAGGCCAGGCAGUGCGGAAGCAGCUCUGGGACACCGCGCAUACUGUUAAAGAGCGCUUUGGGAAAAAACUCUACGAGUCACUGCUGGUUGGUCAGUUGCCGGAUGUGAGUAAGAUGCUGGACAAGGAAGACUUCACCAUGAUGAAGCGCGCCAUCUUCGCCACCCAGCGGCAGUGUCAGCCCCCUAUCUGCACCCACAACAUGCUGGAGGACAGCAAUGACCCCAUCCUCACCUGCAUCCGCCGCAUUGGCCUCUUCAACAGCUCCUCCGACAGAGUCAAGGUGAUCUUCCAUCCAGAGUUCCUGUCCUCCACGUCUCCACUGCUGCCUAUGGACUAUGAGGAGUUUGUGAGGGGCUGCCAUCUUGGGGUGUUUCCCUCUUACUACGAGCCUUGGGGCUACACGCCAGCCGAAUGCACUGUAAUGGGAAUUCCGUCUAUCUCCACAAAUCUGUCCGGAUUUGGCUGUUUCAUGGAGGAACACAUAGCAGACCCCUCUGCCUAUGGUAUCUACAUUCUCGACAGACGAUACCGCGGGGUGGACGAGUCCUGUAACCAGCUUACCUCGUACCUGUACCAGUUCUGCCAGCAGAGCCGCCGGCAGAGGAUCAUCCAGAGGAACCGAACGGAGCGCCUCAGUGACCUGCUGGACUGGAAAUACCUCGGCAGGUACUACAUCUCUGCUCGUCACAUGGCUCUGGCUAAAGCCUUCCCAGAUACCUAUGUCUACGAGGCUCAUGAUCCAACAUCUACUUCGGGCUUCAGGUACCCACGUCCAGCCUCCGUGCCCCCCUCGCCUGCCCACUCACUCCACUCCUCCCCCCACCACAGUGAGGUGGAGGACAACGAGGAUGAGGAUGAGCGUUAUGAUGAAGACCUGGAGGCUGAGAAAGACCGAAUGAACAUCCGCCAGCCCUUCACCCUUCCCCACAAAUUGUAUGCAGCCGCCAACAAUUCCACUGCUCCAAAGAAUUAAGUUGCCGACUCAUACGUAGACAGACAGUCACACAGCCAUUCGCCCGUUCACCCUACAUGUUCGAAAGCCACUGCAGAAAAGUCACACAUGCAGACGUAUGCUCAGAGCAUUUUACCAGCAAUCGCAAGAUCAUAGCCAGUACACACACACACUCACUCACACACACACACACACACACACACACAUACUCACAUACAUUACAGUAUUGUGGCUGAAACCAAUUCUCAGAAUUUGUAAAACUUUGUUCAUGUUUGUAGUUGCAAGUGAUGGCCUUCUAAGUAAAUUGUAACACUCCAGUGCUACUAGGCACACACACAUACAUGCACGCACGCGCAUACACAUACACACACUCACACACACUCCAGCAAAUGGCAGACAUGAAGUUAUUGUGCAAGUGAUAUCACAAAUGCCAGAUAAGAGAUAGAUUAUGAAUGCAUGACACAGUAUAGAACAUAACAAUAACUGAAACAUUUUGACUUCCAUUUACUUCUAGAAAGCUAUUGUGAAAACUCAUUAAUAGCAAACAACUGUAGCUACAACUAAACAGGACAUGCAGCUAACGAGAAGUACUAACAUGGAACUCAAAAAAACUAACCAAUGUCUUCUGUGAUAGAAAGGCCAUGUUACACACAUAUCAAGUGAUUGUAAAACAUACACAUACACAUACACAUUUCAACUUCCAUUUACUUCUAGAAAGCUAUUGUGAAAACUCAAUAAUAGCAAACAACUGUAGCUACAACUAAACACGACAUUCUCACAGGGACAAGGACCUCUAGCUGCAGCUAACCAGAGGCGUUAACAUGGAACUCAGCUAACAGACAAAAUAACCAACCUCCUCUGUGAUAAAAAGGCCAUGUCACACAUAUCAAGUGACUUUAAAACAUACACGUACACUUUACCCCCCCCCCCCCCCCCAACACACACACACUCACACAAGACUAGAAAUAUCCAAAUCAAAACGCUUCCAAGAGUCCCCUCAAAAGCAAGUAUGUGUACUACUGUGUGUGUAUGUGUGUGUUAUAGCACACUUUGCAUUUGUUCAGUAAGGCCAGCAAUACUCAGUGCUUCAUGUGAGAUUGCUUUAUUUGCUACAAUUUUUGACAGGUUCUGAACCUCUACUGUGAUUUCAAACAGAUCUAUGCCUUGUUGAAUAUUUUCCUGGAAGUCUUGAGGAGGAUUUGGAUAUUCUUAGUGCAUGCAUAUAUAUACACACACCCCCCUGUUUUGAGUUUGUUAUGUGUGUUAAUGUGCACCUGAAGACGUAAAGAUGACAGAAAUAAAGUAUAUAUUAGCAUUAA